This is a messenger RNA of Cicer arietinum (chickpea), 3290 nucleotides long. RefSeq names its product peptidyl serine alpha-galactosyltransferase-like. Lineage: Eukaryota; Viridiplantae; Streptophyta; Magnoliopsida; Fabales; Fabaceae. The record is from RefSeq and is a predicted model, not a curated record. Gene Ontology annotation, molecular function: glycosyltransferase activity.
CAAAAAAUUUAAAAGCGUUGAAGAAGAAACACGAAUAGUACCAUUACCUACUACAAUCUCACAGAGAUUCAGAUCAUAAUAAUUACAAUUAUUAUUGAACUCCAUCAUGCUCAUUAUUAUUCUAUUCUAUUAUUCAUUUAUUUAAUUCACAUCACAUCUCAUAUUUUACAAAACCCCCAAAUUUUGACUUAACAACACACCAAGCUUAUGCAUGGAGAUGUAGAUCAAAAUCAAACCCAAAAACCAAAAUUCCAAUAUUUGGAGCCAUACCCAUUUCACAUCUGAGCUUGAAAUCGAGCUACAAUGGAAAAAGUUUGGAUUUUGAUGAUGUUAACGAUGAUGGGCAUUGCCAAUAUCGAAGGUGCUAAGAAGGUUUCAUGGAGGGUACACACACUGUUCUCUGUUGAAUGUCAGAAUUACUUUGAUUGGCAAACGGUUGGUUUGAUGAAUAGUUAUAGGAAAUCUAAACAACCUGGACCUAUCACACGUUUACUUAGUUGUACUGAUGAAGAGAAGAAGAAUUAUAAAGGGAUGCAUUUGGCACCUACUUUUCUAGUUCCUUCUAUGAGUAGACACCCUAGAACUGGUGACUGGUACCCUGCAAUAAACAAACCUGCUGGGGUAUUACACUGGCUCAAACAUAGUAAGGAAGCAAAAAAUGUUGAUUGGGUUGUCGUUCUCGAUGCAGACAUGAUUAUCCGCGGCCCAAUUUUACCUUGGGAACUUGGUGCAGAGAAAGGAAGACCAGUUGCAGCAUAUUAUGGGUACUUAAGAGGUUGUGACAAUAUUUUGGCUAAGCUGCACACAAAAAACCCUGAUCUGUGUGACAAAGUCGGCGGUCUUUUGGCCUUUCAUAUAGAUGACCUACGACGAUUCGCCCCUUUGUGGCUUUCCAAAACAGAAGAAGUACGCGAAGAUAGGGAACACUGGUCAACAAACAUAACUGGAGAUAUAUAUGGGGAAGGAUGGAUUAGUGAGAUGUAUGGAUACUCUUUUGGUGCGGCAGAAAUUGGACUUCGGCACAAGAUCAAUGAUAACUUGAUGAUCUAUCCAGGUUAUGUUCCUCGAGAGGGAAUCGAACCGAUUCUUCUUCACUAUGGCUUGCCAUUUAGUGUAGCGAAUUGGUCAUUUAGUAAGGCUGAUCAUGAUGAGGAUGACAUCGUUUAUAACUGUGGCCGGCUCUUUCCUCAACCGCCUUACCCCAGGGAGGUAUUACAAUUGGAACUUGACCAUAAUCGAAGGCGAGGACUAUUCAUAAGCAUAGAGUGCAUAAACAUUAUAAAUGAAGGUCUUCUAUUACAGCACGGGGCAAACGGAUGUCCUAAGCCAGCAUGGUCAAAAUACUUGAGCUUUUUAAAAAGCAAAUCUUUUGCUGAACUAACUAAACCAAAAUAUGUAAAUGCUGCUACUUUAAAAAUGAUGGAGAAAGAAGCCACAGAAGCAAAUAUUGAUCAUUAUGAUGCUGGAAAGCCACAUCCGAAAAUCCAUACGGUUUUUUCCACAGAAUGCACCACAUACUUCGAUUGGCAAACGGUAGGACUUAUGCACAGUUUUCGUUUGAGCGGACAGCCUGGAAACAUAACCAGAUUACUCAGCUGCUCUGACGAGGAUUUAAGGAAGUAUAAAGGACAUGAUCUGGCUCCUACGCAUUAUGUCCCUUCUAUGAGUCGACAUCCAUUAACAGGAGAUUGGUAUCCAGCAAUUAAUAAACCAGCUGCAGUCCUUCAUUGGCUUAAUCAUGCAAAUAUUGAUGCCGAAUACAUAGUGAUUCUUGAUGCCGAUAUGAUCAUGAGAGGCCCAAUAACACCGUGGGAAUUCAAAGCUUCUCGCGGCCAUCCCGUUUCAACUCCUUACGACUACCUUAUUGGCUGUGACAAUGAACUUGCGAAAUUACAUACUAGCCAUCCUGAAGCUUGUGACAAAGUUGGUGGUGUGAUCAUUAUGCAUAUAGAUGAUCUCCGGAAAUUUGCCAUGCUAUGGCUGCAUAAAACUGAGGAGGUUCGAGCUGAUAGAGCUCAUUAUGCGAGAAAUAUAACCGGAGAUAUAUAUGAAUCAGGGUGGAUCAGUGAGAUGUAUGGUUACUCAUUUGGCGCAGCUGAGUUGAAAUUAAGGCAUACUAUAAGCAAUGAGAUACUGAUAUACCCUGGAUAUGUUCCUUCACUGAACGUCAAUUAUCGAGUUUUUCAUUAUGGAUUACGAUUUAGUGUUGGAAAUUGGAGCUUUGACAAAGCAAACUGGCGGGAGGUUGACAUGGUCAACAAAUGCUGGUCCAAGUUCCCGGACCCACCGGAGCCCUCAACUCUCGAUCAAGCUAUUCAAGAGAAUGUACGGCGAGACACGCUCAGUAUAGAAUGUGCAAAAACCCUUAAUGAAGCACUUGAACUUCAUCACAAGAAGAAGUGUCCUAGUGCUGAUUCCUUAUUGAUAUCAAAAGGGGAUGAGAAAAGAGAGGAAAGUGGAACUAAAAAGAUUGACAACACAGAUGUAAGUAUUGAUUCGAUAACCAAUCGUGUCACGACAAACCAUUCAGAGGAAUUGGUGAGUGUUCAGAAAGAUGAGAUACCUAGUUCUUUCAGGUUUUGGGUGGUUUUCUUAUGGGCAUUUUCUGGAUUUGGUUUCAUUGUUGUUGUUGUGGUGUAUUCGGGUCAUAGAAGACAAAGAACAAGGAUGAAACAUCAUAGUAGAAGGAGAAGAAGCUUGGCUUCAGGAUUCAUGGAUAUCAAUGGACGCGACCGACACGGCCGUGAUGUUGAUUUAUAAAUAAUGUACCACUCCUUUUCAUUCUCAUGGUGUAGAGGCUAGCCGGUAUGAAUUUUAAGUGUCUGUUUGGAUUCACAGUGAGUUUUGCAAAAUCACGGUGCCAUCGUGAUUUUGCUAAACUUCAAAAUGUAGCUUUUGUCAAAACACGCUGGCAAACCCUGAUUCAUGCUAAAGUCACUGUCAAUUCAAAGAUGUACUAAGAUAGAUUGCGAGUCAUGGAUAACAAGAUAAAGGUUAGAACUUACGAGUUAGAGAGCAUGUUUCUUGAGUGAGUAUGUGUGUAACAUCAUUCUACAAAGUAACCUAUUCUGAGUUAUGAGGUUGGAUAUUAAUGAGUGAGAAAUUUGUAAAGGGAAAAUAUAUAUUUUUUAUUAAGUUUGAGAUUAUUUGUACUAUUUUGUACCCAAAAUAUCAUAAGGUAUUUGUAGUGUAGAACCAGAAGCUGAAACCUACCACUUCAAACUCAACUUGGGAUUUUCCUAUUGAAUAGGAAAAGUUCAAUAUUGUACACUUUCUCUCUUUUCCUUUUA